Penaeus vannamei (Pacific white shrimp) is the source of this 2208-nucleotide messenger RNA. The record is from RefSeq and is a predicted model, not a curated record. Lineage: Eukaryota; Metazoa; Arthropoda; Malacostraca; Decapoda; Penaeidae.
AGACCCAUAUAAAUGAACCAUUAAAAGAAAGAAAGAGAGAGAGAAAAAAUAACUACAGAAAGCCACAGAUUUCUCAGAAACUCCCUCAGAUGGGACAGUUUCCAAACUCCCCCGAGAACAAUAACGAAAGAAAGACGACAUGAUAAAAUAGAAAAUAAAAAGAAAGAAAGAAAGAAAAUAAAUGAAAAAAAAACAAAGAAAGAAAUAUAAAACAACGAAGCUCCAACAGAAGACAUAAGACAAGGCGAUCGACCGAUUCGGAGACCGGGUAACCAGUCCAAGAUUCAAUGGAUCCCGGUAGAAUCUUCCAGAUCAUUACCAACAGCACGCUUCUGGCGACGCGUCUGCUGAGCGGGCCUGGGUCGGGUCCCCUCGAGUUCACGCAUCCCCGCUAUUGCGUCACACUGCCGGAGGACACGCAUGUAGCCGCCCUCGUCGCGAACGUUACGGCUUUGCAUAACACAGGUGCGGGCGUGAGGUAUAGCAUCACGGGCGGCAACAGGGAUGGACUCUUCACCAUUCAGAAGCAUAAUGGCCUCAUCACCCUCGCCGCUGCGUUGGAUUAUGAGACGCAUGCCCAUCACGAACUGGUGGUGGCAGCGGAGGCGAGCGGGGUGUUGGUUCAUGCCCUCGUGCUGGUGAGGGUGCUGGAUGUGAACGACAACCCGCCUUAUUUCGUGACCUCUGACCUCAAGGCUACGGUCAUCGAGGAAGAUGAUCGUGACCUCCCACUGCCUCUUGCUAAGGUGGAGGCGCACGACCGCGACCUGGUAGACCAAGGGCGCCUCCACUACAGCGUCGCGGGAGACGGCGUCGACGGUUUCGCUGCCAAUGACGUCUUCUUCGCCGUCGACGCCACCACGGGCCAGCUGCUGCAAGUCAGGGCUCUUGACCGUGACCCCCCCGAUGGUCGAAAGAUAUGGCGGGUCAAAGUUCAAGUCCGAGAUGGUCGCUACGGUGACCUCGUCUCUUCCAGGGGUCAAUGGACAGAGGAGGAAGAGGAGGAGGAUGUGAUGAUGGAGGGAGAAGGGUGGAAGAGGAAGAGAGAGGAUCAGCAUUCUCCUCGUGCUUAUCGUCUUCGUCGGCGACAUGGAGGAGGAAGAGGAGGAAGAGGAGACGAAGAAGGAGGAGGAGAGGGAGAUGCAAUAAACACCGGAGAGGGAAAGGAUAGCACAUUAUUGGAACUGGGAGAUGGAGGAGGCAGGAAGAACGGAGAAAUAAACGAAGGACAAGCGGGAACGGGAGGCAAAGAAACCGGACGGAAAGGGAAGAUAAAGAGCACGAAGAGAAGAGGGAAAAGAGAGAAGAGAAAAACACCGAGAGACGUAGGAGGCAAAGAAGGAAGGAGAAGAAAUGGAGAGCGAAAAUCACAAAGGGACAGAGAUAGCCCCUUGGUCCUGGGUUCCGAAGAGAGCAACGACCACGCACUCGUUCCCUUCACCUUCCGAGUCACCAAGCCAAGACGAAGCCGACGUCGCACCAACGAAUACGAAAUGGGAGAAUGGGGAGAGGAAGGCAGUAAUGGCGGAGAAGGGGAAGAGGAGGAGGAAGAAGGAGAAGACGUAAUUGAAGAGGGAGGGGAUGAAGAAGAAAGUGGAGAGGAAAAGGAAGGCGGUGAAGAACAGGAAGAAACGAGGGAACACAAAAAGACGGAAGAGCCGUUAAUGACAACAAUAAAGGAGGGAAUUUUUCGCAGAAGAAAAGGCGCCGAACUGAAAACAAGGAACGGAGAGCAGAAGGAAAGCACAACCAAUGGAAUUAAAGGCUUAGGAAGGUCAGGCUAUUUAGCGUCGUCCGAGAACAGCUUCCAAACCCCAAAGACAGGAAUCCAUCGUCCUGAAGAACACCUCCGAACACGUCGCGCCGACACAGACUUCGACCUCGACUACCACGACUCGCCCGAACACAAUCGCAUCAAGAGAACGACCCCUCGCGCUGACAUCCUCAUGGCCGACGACCCCAACGACGACCCGGCGCUCAAAAUGCUCACCGAAAUCACUCACUGCUACGACCUGACCUACGCCCAGGACGACGCAGAGAGGGAAGGGUGGUGGUUCGACGACUCGAGGGGGGGAGGGAGCGCGGCGAGGGAGAAGGUCCACGUGGCCGAGACCGUCGUCACCGUCCUCGUCAAGGACAUCAACGACAACGCUCCCGUCUUCCCGAACGCCACCAUGUUCGGGAAGGUUCGGGAGAAUGGCGAGCCAG